AUGACUUCCAAACCCGUUGCCAACGACACCACUCAGAGAUCCUCUGUACCCCGUUCGUUACUUCCACCGAAAGCUCCUUCUGGAGCACCCGAAGCUUUCAAGGCUCUCAUCCAAGCACUGGAUGACGCGAGAGUCACUCAAGUCCAGAUUUUACCUGCGGACCCAGGACCUGAGUAUCCACCAGGUGCACUUGUAGUUCCAAUUGAGGGAGGGCAUGGAAAUCUCAUUGCUGUCGAAGGUGUUUUGGCAGUUCCCAAGAGACUUCUUAAAGGCGCCUUUCUCCAUGCUAAUCGUGUUUUUCAUGAGCUUCUUUACGGAUACAUUGAGAACGAUGAAAAUGUGGUUUUGGCAACAACUAAAGUAAUUCUAUUAACUGUUACUGAACAUUUACCUGCCAUAAACGCGCGAAAGCGAGUAAUUAUGGGUAAUAUCGACCUUUUAAAGGCUGAACUUAUCUGGCAAGCUCAACUCUUUUGCAGCGCUCUACCCAAACAAACCAAGUCGCCAAUGUUAUGGCGCCAUCGUCAAUGGGUUGUUGCGCAGCUGGACCGCAACGUUAUUGAGUACGAAGCUGAAAUUGAGAUUAUUUUGGCGGCAGCACAUAUGCAUAGAUGCAAUUAUUAUGCGUGGGCAUACGCAAGGUGGCUGUUGCGAGGUUGGAAGCCGAGUGCCAAAGGUACUGACAGUGAUGCCAUAUACGUUCGGGUUCUAAACUUUUGUCGAGCACAUGUUUCGGACAUUUCAAGCUGGACCUUUUUACUUGAUUAUUUGGCUGGGUUACCAGAGAUCAAAAGUAAUGUUGAUUUAACGGAAAAACAAAAGAAUUGUUUAGCUGAUAAUGUAGAGGCCAUUGAAGCGUUUAAACAGGUUGCACCGGGACACGAAUCUAUUGAAUAUUUUCUAAUCUGCGCAGAUGCCCCUAUGGAAGACUUGACUUCUGUAGAUAACACCGUGGAGGAUGUUAGCAAGGCCGCUGAGGCUAUGCGCAGUAUCGAGGGCUGGAUCCUGAUUGCUACCAAUCUCCACGAGGAAGCUACGGAGGAAGACGUGCUGGACUUUUUCUCUGACUUUGGCACUGUUCAAAACUUGCACUUGAACCUGGACCGACGUACAGGUUAUGUCAAAGGUUACGCGUUAAUAGAAUUUGCAACACCAGAGGAGGCACGCGCCGCAGUCCUUGACGGUGAUGGUGCAGAGCUGCUAGGACGCCGAAUUAACGUGGAUUUUGCAAUUGUUCAACCCACAGGGAAAGAAGAAAAUGAGACUCAAAGCAGCAGAGAUAGAGAUGUCAGUAUAACCGUCUAUUUAAAGCCCGGCAAGCCAUAUAGAAUUGGCCGCAAAAAUUUGGAGCUCACACUUAACUCCAAGGCCGUUUCACGACACCACGCAACAAUCACAGCUGAAAAAGCCGAUGGAUCAGGGGCUUAUAAUUUAACCGUAUACGAUGAAAGUUCAAAAGGUGGCACAUUUAUCAAUGCUAAUACAGAACCCAUUCCAUCAAAGGAGCCAACCUUAAUAACUAAACUUCCCAAGCGAUUAAGCAAUUCAUGUGAAUAUGCAUUUUUAUGGCUAGGCAAAAAUCGAAGUAGUAGCGUACCGCGUGAAUACGAGAUCCAGCUCACAUGGGUUCCUCUGGACUGCGCAUACAGGGUUGACGGUAAAUAUGCGCGAAGUGUGGAGGAUGUGCGAAAGAAAAUGGCAGCUCUUGGAAUCCACAUGUCGGCCAAUAUGACAGUUUUCACUUGUAUGCUUGUUCAACCAGCCACCAAAGACCUACAAGAACGAAUUUCUAAUAAACUUGUUUAUGCACUCACUCAAGGAUUUCCCAUAGUGACUCCGGAUUACUGCACCGAAGUGCAAAAAGUUUUGAACCAGAAUCAAGUUAGCUUUGAGGCUCCUGGAAUGGCUUUUGUUGAUACAGGAAGUAAAGAUUUUUUUCAAGUAUGGUCAUUGACUACAGAUUUAGUAAUUAAGAGUAUUUUACCUGAUCCUAGCAAGUUUGUUCCGGAAAAUGACAUACAGCUUUUACCGGACCCACGACGCAAAAAAAUAUUUUCUACAUUUAUCUUUGGUCUCUGGGGCCGCCCGGAAUUUGUUCAAGGCCUGAAACCAAUAUUUGAAGGUGCCGGUGGACGGUGUGCGGUGCAUUCAACUCAACUACCAGUUAGCAAAGAGCCUAGUGAUGAUUUGAUUAAAGAUAUAACUACGUUUCUCGACCUUCUAGCCAACUCACCUGAAAAUAGAAACAUCUACCGAGUUGUACCUGUUAUAUCUGAAGAUCCUCAGGAUACUGUGAAUUCUGUAAUCAUACGUGCUGCGCAAAAUCAAGCCAAGGCCAUUCGAUCGGGACCCGCAUAUAGUGGCCGAGUGGAAGUUCUACAACCAGUUACAACAUCCGAGAUUGCCGAAGCCAUACGUACGAUAUCAACUACUGUUAUUGAGGGCAGCGUUGAAAUUCCAGAGGAAGAUGUUCCGAUAGAAGUGGAUGAGGAAAAAGAAGAGGGAGAAAUUUCAGCUGACAGUGUCAAACCAGAGCCUUUAGAGUCCCCGUUAAAAAAAGUCAAGGUAGAAGAGUUGUCAUUGACUCAGGCAUUUUCAACAACAGUAACAAAAUUCAAGCCGCGGUCACGAAAUCCAUAUCUAUCGGGGCUGACAAAAACUACUGCAUUGGACGACUACGUGGGGUCGGCGGGACUGGCCAAACCGACGAAAUCUGUGCCUGCAAAGGCUGCGCGGACAAGAAGCAAAAAAGCUAUUGGUGGUUCUGGAAAGGAGAAAAAUCUAUUAGAUCUAUGGGCAUCCAUGCCUGUAGUAGAACAUAAACAAGAUCUCAAUUUAGAUCCAGAUCCGAUACUGCAGCCGGAAGCAGAGCCAGAGUUAGUACCAGAAGAGGAAAAAGAACCGGAGGCAGAUGAACUAUCUGAAUCCCCUUCAGCAAAGCGUCGUCGGAUAUCACGACUUGAAAUUCUUGAUGACGAAGCUGAAGAUGCAGACGAAGUUACUAAACUUGCACGCCAACCGCACAAGCCUGAACCACAACAAGAAUUUCUUUCAAAGGCUGCAAAUAAUUUGGCUCAGACCUCUGCAGAUACAGCCUUUGUAUUUGCCAAAAAACGCAAGACCAAGGUCCAUUUUGCGCAAGCAGUGCUUGCAACAAAAGACACACUGGAAGAGGGGAUUGCAGGAGAUGCUAAUAUAGAGUACACUCCUGAAGAAGUUGCUGCAAUGCGUAAUCUGGCUAUUGUGGACGAGAUGGAGAUGGUGGAACCUGGCGUUGAAGGGCCCACACGUGCAUCAACGCGUGACACGGUUGUCUCGCCAUGUGAUAUGCGACCAACGAGUGGGAGCAUGAGCGAGAGUAAGUGGGGGUUGCGGCCUAAUUUUAAAUCUUUUCGCAAGUCAUCUGUAUACGGGUCUGGCAGUGUGUGGGAUCCAAACAUCAGCAAAACCAAUGGUACCGACCAGCCUUCAGUUUUCGUGACUGCUGUCAUUGAACUGGUACAAGCGAACCCCAAUGAAAACCGGUUGCGCAACAACAAGGAGUUUUUGGAGCUGGAUGUGCGCAAAAAGAGCCGGGAGCGGAUGGCUGAAAAAGAUAAGGAAAAUGAUAACUCUACUGAUGCGAAUGCGAAUGCAAAUGCAAUGGCUUUGGUACGAAGAAAGGACUCGCAAGACAGUUUAUUUGUAGGAGGGAUCAGGGAAGAUGAAGAGGAAGAGGAAGAAGAAGAACAGCUUAACCGUGUUUUUGAGGAUAAAAGGCCUGCGGCUAAAGUAUCUGCUGAUGAAUUUUCUUUGGUAGUUGCUGGGAGUCGGAAUGAACCUCAUAACGAGUCUGUCGAGUCUGAUUCUGAGUCUGAGUCUGAGUCUGAGUCUGAUUCUGAUGAAGAGGAACGAAACCAGUUGGUGGUCGCAAAGCGACGGAGGAUGGAUAUUGUACCCCAGUUACGACGGGACGUUAUUGUACGCAACGGGAUUGUACCGCGCAGACCGCAAAGUUUGUUACUUGGUGGGCCUAUUGAAUCUAAUCAGUGGAACGGCGGGUAUAACCAGAGACAACUGAUGCCUCCUCCUAAUGGGGAUGAUGAAGAAGAAGAAGAAGAAGAGGAAGAAAUUAACCGUAUGAUUGGAAAUGGUGAAGAGAGAGUACCUUCUCAAGAUGAGAAUGAAGAUGAAGAUGACGAUGAAGAGCAAGAGUUGCGGUUAGAUCGGCCACGAAUUGUUAUUGAACGACGAACACCCCAGGCAGGACCACGACGAGGUGGACUUCUUUUGAGUGCUGGAUCCGGCGGUUCUAGAAACAAUACUCGGACGCCAACAACUCAUGGGUUUUUAAUAGAAGAUGAAGAUGAAGAAGAAGAAGAAGAAUAG
Molecule: messenger RNA, 4368 nt
Organism: Magnusiomyces paraingens
Lineage: Eukaryota; Fungi; Ascomycota; Dipodascomycetes; Dipodascales; Dipodascaceae
Exons: 6
Coding region: 1-4368 (1455 amino acids)
Biological process (GO): RNA splicing
Cellular component (GO): cytoplasm; exon-exon junction complex; nucleus
Molecular function (GO): protein binding; mRNA binding
Source: RefSeq, a predicted model, not a curated record